Molecule: messenger RNA, 957 nt
Organism: Coccidioides posadasii C735 delta SOWgp
Lineage: Eukaryota; Fungi; Ascomycota; Eurotiomycetes; Onygenales; Onygenaceae
Biological process (GO): transport
Molecular function (GO): transmembrane transporter activity
Source: RefSeq, a predicted model, not a curated record
AUGUCCGCAGAUUUCUGGGCUGGCUACCUGAGCGGAGCCAUUGGUAUCAUCAUCGGCAACCCUUUGGAUAUUAUCAAGGUCCGCCUUCAGGCUUCACAUACUACCCCAGCGAAUGCGAUAACCCCGCCAAAUCCUAUAAGGGGCCAAUUUGAGGGCACCAGCUCCCUUGUCAGAGGCGCUGCGGCCCCGAUUCUUGGAUAUGGAGCUCUUAACGCCCUUCUAUUCGUUGCGUAUAACCGGACUUUGAUGUAUUUAUCGCCAACGACGACCGACCCAACAAACCCGCAAGGUGUGCCGUUGUCUCAGAUUUGGCUUGCAGGCGCAAUAGGAGGACUUGCAAGCUGGACAAUAUCUUCUCCAACUGAGCUCGUCAAAUGUCGUGCGCAACUCAGCAGCCAUCAGUCUGUUUCCUCCUGGACCGUUGCAAAGGAUAUCUUACGCAAGUCAGGCCCAAAAGGUCUUUAUUUCGGGGGCCUAGUUACAAGUAUUCGUGACUCUGUGGGAUACGGCUUUUAUUUUUGGUCUUACGAACUCUGCAAGCGAUUGAUGGACUCCAGAGGGCCAAGUUCGCAACAAGAAGCCAUCAGUAUUUUAUUGUGCGGUGGAAUUGCAGGUGUUGUAACAUGGGCAUCUGUUUUUCCACUUGAUGUAAUUAAAACGAGGCUUCAGGCUCAAUCUCUUCCAGGAGCUCGUUUGGGUAGCAUCCUUCCGGAUAAACAGCCACUGCUGGCCAGUGCAUCCCACUCUCAGACCCCCACGACUGGCCGGGUAUUGAAUUCGGUUGAGAUAGCCAGGCAAGCAUACCGCUCCGAGGGCCUGAGCAUUUUCUACCGAGGGCUUGGAGUGUGUAGUAUUCGAGCGUUUAUCGUGAACGCUGUGCAGUGGGCGACUUACGAGUGGAUCAUGAAAGCCUUCGAACAAUCCCGUGAUCUACCUCAAAUUUUAGAGAAAAUUUAG